This is a messenger RNA of Microplitis mediator, 1791 nucleotides long. RefSeq names its product piggyBac transposable element-derived protein 4-like. Lineage: Eukaryota; Metazoa; Arthropoda; Insecta; Hymenoptera; Braconidae. The record is from RefSeq and is a predicted model, not a curated record. The coding region runs from base 1 to 1791 and encodes 596 amino acids. The transcript has a single exon.
AUGUACAAUUUUCGGACGAGAAUUCAGCGGAAAGUAUUACUGGAUGAAAGUGUUGACAUUAAUUCUGAUUGUGAACAACAAUCUAACACGGACUCAGAACAGGAUGUAUCGGACGCGAGUGAUUCUCAAAUCGAUUAUUCAGACGAAGAAGACGAGCAAAAUACAGUUGUAAAUGCACCGGCUGCAGAAUCUCGCAAACGCAAAACAAGUACAGAUCUAAAUGAAUCUUCUUCCAAAUCUCGUCGAGGUGGUCGCCCAUCGACUAAAUUAUACGGUAAAAAUAGAUUUGCCUGGGAAACGAAGUCGGCUGAACGAUGGUCAGAUCGUUUAACUGUCAAUGAAGAUCCGUAUGAAGCAAGCUUAGCAGAUGAUGCGGUAAAUCUGGAUUCUCUAGAGGAUUUUUGGGAUCUCUUGUUCAAUCAAGAAAUUAUUGAAAUAAUCGUCAAUAACACGAAUGAGAAAAUCGAGGAGGUGUGUGCUUCCCUGGUUGUUGAAGAUCGAGUCCAGACCUACCACCAUCACACUGACGCUCUUGAAAUUAGAGCUUACAUCGGUGUCUUAUACUAUGCUGGCUUAUGGAAAGCUUCCCAUGUAGAUAACAACAUGCUCUGGGAUAAAAAAAACGGAAUAUACUUCUACAGAAGUGUCUUUCCUCGAAUGAGGUUUGAGUUUCUUCAGUCUUGUCUGCGUUUCGAUACCAAAGAAAAUAGAGAUCCUGAUGACCGAUUUUCACCCAUCAGAAAUAUUUGGUCCAUUUUCAUCAGCAAUUGCACCAAGUAUUAUCAUCCCAGUAGUAAAUGUACUGUCGACGAACAAUUACUCGGAUUCAGGGGCCGGUGUGUAUUUCGGAUGUACAUCAAAUCGACACCGGACAAGUACGGACUAAAAUUGAUAACUCUCAACGACGCUUCGACUGCCUAUCUGAUUCACGCUAUACCGUAUCUAGGUAAAAACGCAACCAUUUCUAAUCCCCAGAAAUUACCUAGCGGAGAGUACUUUUUUGAAGCCGUAACGGCUCCAAUUCACGGCACCAAUCGCUCGGUGACGUGCGAUAAUUGGUUCACCACCGUGCCUCUGUUGACCAGAAUGUUAGAUGAAUCUUUUAAAAUGUUUCUGACUGGAACUAUCAGGAAGAAUAAACGAGAGAUUCCUCUGGAGAUGAAGGUAGCGUCGAAGAAUCCUCCCGAAACAAAGUUUUGUCAUACCAAAAACAUAACUUUGCUUUCCUAUACACCGAAGAAGAACAAAAUCGUCUUGGUGGCUUCGACUUAUCUCCAUACCCGAGAGAUAACGGACGGCAAGCCAAAUAUCAUUCUUCAUUACAAUGAUACAAAAGGAGGGACUGAUACUUUUGAUCAGCUAUGCCAUGCCUAUACAGUUGCUCGGAAAACGAACAGGUGGCCGAUGCGGAUUUUUUUCGGGAUGCUUGAUCAAGCAGCAGUGAAUGCACGUAUUCUGUGGAAACUCAAAGUCGGCGAUGCUCGGGAAUCUACUACUGCCAUCAUAGUGUUGAAAAAACUAAUUGCUCAUCUUACCUUCCCUAUGCUACGACGGAGAUUGGAGGAACCAUGUCUGCGGAAAGAACUGAAAAUAGUUAUCAAAGGCAUCCUUGGAAUUGAUAACGAUCCAAAGACAGACCACCUGGAAAAAGUUACAUUUGACUUGUCACGAAGGUGUGUAGUCUGUAGCCGAAAAAAAGAUAAAAAAUCGCGUAUCGGAUGUUCGGCUUGUAAUAGACCGGUUUGCGAGGAACAUCGGUUCUCUUUAUGUAUGGAGUGUGCUGGUCAGUAA